Porites lobata is the source of this 356-nucleotide messenger RNA. Lineage: Eukaryota; Metazoa; Cnidaria; Anthozoa; Scleractinia; Poritidae. The record is from the annotation of a GenBank genome assembly.
AUGGCAAAUAUCUUGAUGUGCCACUUCGAGGAAAAAUGGGUUCUUAACAGCAACGUUCGCCCUUCUGUUUUGUUCCGAUACGUCGACGACACGUUCACCUUAUUUGACUUCUGUUUGGUUAUGAAAGGACAUAGCAGUACUGCUGUGUUCUUACUGUCAAAUAAGGUGAACGUGUCAUUGACGCAUGAUAACCAAACAGAAGGGCGAACGUUGCUGUUAAGAAAAAAGAAAAAAAAAUUCUACACUAUCUCAAUACCUGUCAUGUAAAUAUCAAAUUCACCAUUGAAUUAGAAGAGAAUAACGCCAUCCCAUUCCUUGAUAUCCUCAUAACACGCUCAACGGAUCAUACUUUCUCC